AGUACGCGUUCCCAAAAAUCGCAUCUUUCAUCUUCCUCCUCUCGCAGAUACAGGGAUGGCGGACAAACCCUGCCGAGCUUUGGUUCUGUACGGAGAUGGGUCGGCCCGGUUCGUCGACCCGUCACACACCCAUCUCCACUCUCUCGCCUCCAAAGCUUCCUGUGGAUUCCUGAGCCUCCCCAUUUCUCCUCCCUCAGAAAGCGAGGAUGAGAGAAUAGUUAGAGAGUUUGCAGUACUGCUGGAUGCAUAUGAAUCCUACCUUUAUACGAGUUCAGGAAUCACUGAAGAAGAAAGAGAGAAGAAAUCCUUGAUUCCCAUAUCCGAAAGGUUCAUGGGGAUGAAAGCUGCUAUAUUUUCAAACAAUUCAAGUUUGAAAUCUUUUGGUACCAAACUUGGUUUCAGCGUAUUCCAAAUUGAUGGUUUUCUUAAAAACAGUCCAGCAGGCGCUGAACAACCGGUUAAUUUCGGGGCAUCUGAGUUACUUAAGCUGCUUGGAUUUCAAGAAGGGAAGGUAGUGGAGUCGAGCCAGUAUGAUUUGGUCUUUGUUCAUGUUGGGGCUGCUGAGGUGGAAUAUCUCAAUGCUUUGGUUGGUGCUAUAUCGCAAAUAGACCAGCCGGGAUCUGAGGUCAGUUCCCGCUUGCACUUGUCUGUUGUGUUAAACUAUGGGAAGGUCUCAGAAAACGAUGUUACCACUUGUGCCGUCUCAAUCAGAAAAGAUGAUGAAAACUCUGAUCUUGCGAAGCUUAUUCCUCGUCAAAGUUACACCAUGAAAGGAGAGAAUCCUCGGAAGGAUGUUAGGGACCAUUGCCCAAUGUUAAUUGCUCAGUGGCAAUAUGCCGUAACCCGCAAGGAUAUGGCAGAGACAUUUUCCUUUAAAGAUUUCAAAGAGAAUGGUGGAAAUCUUGUAAUACCGGCAGAUAGGUUUCUGCACGAAGUGGCCUUUAAGCUUUGGAAGGCCCCCAAGUAUGGAGCAUGAGCUGAAGUGCUGAGAAGGCUAUAGAUACCCGACGGUGCAUAAUUUUCCUCCGCAUAAGCACGAAGGUAACCGGAGGGGCAAAGCUCCUGUUGCUCAUCUCAAACGUUGUCCUAGUGCUUUUCAAAGCAAUUCUCAACUUUGGUCUUGCCUUACCGGACUCUACUUGUAAUAAGAUUAGUCUGUAUGUGACUAAAACCUUGCUAAUGUUUCGAUCACCCCACAGCGGGGGCAACAACUAAUGAUCACUGUUAUCAACUUGAUAGAAAUUUUGUUCGCUCUAA
Pyrus x bretschneideri (Chinese white pear) is the source of this 1257-nucleotide messenger RNA. RefSeq lists its product as uncharacterized. The record is from RefSeq and is a predicted model, not a curated record. Lineage: Eukaryota; Viridiplantae; Streptophyta; Magnoliopsida; Rosales; Rosaceae.